AUGUCGGAUACUGAAGAGCGUUUAGAGAAAUUCAAAGAACAGAAUAAAGCAGUAUUUGACCCUAACACUAGACAAGUAUGGGAGAGUCAGACUGCUAAUGAUGCUACCUUAAAAGAUGAAAGUACCGUAAUUGGUAAGAAGAUGGAAGAUGUUGACAACAAAAAGACUGAAAGUAAUAAUAUACAGGGCACUAACAAUAAUGAAGCAGAAGAAGAGGAUGACGAUGCAGCUACAUCAGGUAUUGUGCCGACCUUACAAAAUAUUGUUGCAACUGUAAAUCUUGGUUGCAGAUUAGAUUUAAAGACUGUGGCUUUACAUGCACGUAAUGCAGAAUAUAACCCUAAGCGUUUUGCUGCUGUUAUUAUGCGUAUCCGUGAACCAAAAACUACAGCUUUAAUCUUUGCCUCAGGUAAGAUGGUUGUUACUGGUGCAAAGAGUGAAGAUGAUUCCAAACUUGCAAGUAGAAAAUACGCAAGAAUUAUUCAAAAAAUUGGUUUUGCAGCUAAAUUUACAGAUUUUAAAAUCCAAAAUAUUGUUGGUUCUUGUGAUGUGAAAUUCCCUAUUAGAUUGGAAGGUCUGGCAUUUAGUCAUGGUACUUUCUCAUCGUACGAACCUGAAUUAUUCCCUGGUCUGAUUUAUAGAAUGGUUAAGCCAAAGAUUGUGCUGUUAAUCUUCGUUAGUGGUAAGAUUGUUUUGACGGGUGCAAAGCAAAGAGAAGAGAUCUACCAAGCGUUUGAAGCUAUAUACCCUGUGUUGAGUGAAUUCAGGAAGAUGUAA
Messenger RNA from Maudiozyma barnettii, 777 nucleotides. RefSeq names its product TATA-binding protein (gene SPT15). The transcript has a single exon. The record is from RefSeq and is a predicted model, not a curated record. Gene Ontology annotation, molecular function: RNA polymerase II general transcription initiation factor activity; DNA binding. Gene Ontology annotation, biological process: DNA-templated transcription initiation. Lineage: Eukaryota; Fungi; Ascomycota; Saccharomycetes; Saccharomycetales; Saccharomycetaceae. Bases 1 to 777 code for a protein of 258 amino acids.